UAAGCAACCUCUUCACCCAUUUGUCAAUUUAGCAGCUCACUCCCACUCACCGUAUUGUGUUGACACUACUUCCAGAAUAUUAGGAGGCAUACAAUGUUUCCUCCCCGGUCUACUUUUAUAUGCAGCCUUUUGUUUUGCUUAACCUCCCCCCACCCCCACCCUCUAUUCUUGUUUUUUCUUUUUUGGUUAAAUGUACCCCACUUCAGCAUUGUACUUCAUGUUUUUGACACUACAGUAAUGGCAUGUUCAUUGAAAUGUUUAUUAACCAAAAGUGUGCAAAAUAUGAUCGCAAAGUGUAAUAAAAGAGUGAAACAAAUUUGGACUUGCGUUGUAUAACAUUCACUUAGCAUCUGGCUAAAAUUUCAGGAGGAAGUACACAUGUAAUGGUGGUGACAGUGUGCAUAGCUACGCAUUUUUUCAUUUUUUUGGAGCAUUACUAAAAGAUGCUGGGCUCAUUUUUUUUGUUUUUAUUCUUAUCAGCAUGUGGGCAUUGAGAGAAAAAAAAAAAAAAAAAGUUGCAUGCAUACCCUCUUUAGCAUUGAUCCCAGCCCUGUUCCUUAUCCUUUCCUAGCGCAAUAUUCCAGCCAAAGCCAUCUUCUCGUAUGACUUCAUAUUCAAAACUGCAUUAAAGAAAUGACAAACUUCCUCUGACAAAGUCCUGUAUGUGUGCACCGAUUUCGCCACCCUCAAGCACAACUAUUUUGACCCUCCGUUACAUGCUUUUGCUGUUGUACCUGAAUGUGGUCUUAAAAGUUAAUGAUGUGGUGUUGGGCUGUUGUAUGAGUGUAACGUAUGGUCGGCAUUACUGAGACUGUCAUCGUACUUCACCACAUCCUGGAGUCUCAGUGGACAUUCCACCUCUGACAGCUGAGACGCUUGUCAAGUCAUCACCUGCCAUUUGUAAAUUUUGCUGUAAAUCACUACACACUCGUGAAGUUUUUCCCCACCCUGCCCCUCUCCCCUCUGGACCAAUUGUCAAUAUAAGAGGAUUAUCAGAAAUACUUCAGCUUAUUCUGAUGGAUGGAUGAUUGUUGGCAUCACCUGUUGACUGUAAAUCAUUGCGACUACUUCAGAUGACUGUAAAACAUGUAACCGCUUCUUUAGACUUCAACACUACUUAAACAUUUCAUCACUAAUUGAUUUGUUGCUAACUCCAUGUUCAUUAACCAAUGAAAUGGCAAUGUCAUUUUACUACAGUAUGAAUGCAUUUUGACUGUAAAAUGAGGCUGUUGGGGUCCGACACCUCAGAAUUAUUUGCCUUGUGCUUUAGUCAUCAAAGGUGUAUUCACAAAUUGUCAUAGUAAGGUACUUAGAAGUAUAUUUAAAAGAGAAAAAAAAUGACGCUGUGUACACUAAACCUAUUGAAAAUGGUGUUGGUUGGAAUAAGAACAUUUGUAAGUUGUCUCGUGAAAAUUUUCUGAAAAUAACUGUGUAUUCUGUGCCAUAAAAUCAAUAUCUGCUCUGUUGCUACUACAAGUUGGAUUUUUAACUGCUGCUCCAGCAAGACGUAACUUUUAAUGGCACUUUCCUAAGGGAUAUUUUGGCAUCAGUAAUCUCCAGACUUUGUGGAAUAUGUACAGAAUUAAACAAUGGAAAAAUAAGUUUGCAAUAUUUUGUCUUUUUUGAGUUGGAAUUUCCUUCUGCCACAAAAUCUGCUAUUUCAAAUGCCAUCAAUUGAUGCAACAUCUUGUUUACAGACAGAUCAAAUAAAAGUUAUUCCAACCAGACGUGAAGUUUGUAUGUCCUGUCUGUUGCCUGGAGAGCGAAAAUUGGGUAUAAAAGCCGAUACAACAGUGUGGGUCUUGUAACAUAUUUUCACUCAAGUACAACCAAAAUGGUUAUUCUGGUAUAAUGGUAGGCCUAUUCUCCAAAAAUACCAUGUGUACAAAUAUCAGCAUGUAGUGAAGUUGUCUCUGUGGCUUUGUUACUGAAUCCCAGAAAUAUCAGUGGUUCAUUAGAGAAAAAAACAUUUUAAUUGGUGAAGGCUACAGGAACAUAAAAAUGGUCUGAAAGACAGAGAAAUGAAAAAACACUCAGUGGUAAAAUCCAUAUAGUGAUCUGAUUUUAGUCUUUCAAGGCAUGUUGACUAGACAAAAGGAAAACCUGGGUUAAUAUGUACAUUCAUCAAUUAAACCUGGUAAACAGUAAAUUCCAUGUUUAUUUUAAACAUAUUUCUUUCCAUUUCAUUAACCCGAUGUAGCUUUAGUGCCCUUCUAUCUCAUAUUGUCAUAUAUGUUCAGUGUGUACUUGUUCCAACUUUUUACAUGAUCACACCAAAUGAAGUUUUCAAACAAAAAAAAUCCAUGUCCAAUGCCAUAGGUGUCACUCUAGGCAUCUGUUCUGACAGGCUCAGGAAAUGCUGAUUGUGUGCCUUAAGCAAAUUCAGAUAAUAUGAAAGUCUGAAAACAAAUGAUCAACAUUUUGACUGCCAUCAAGACUCAGACCUUAGUUUUGUUAUGAAAUACUUCUCUAAUGCCACUUGAGUACCACUCUCACAGACUAUAAGUUUUUAUUAUGAGAUGUUCUGGUCUGUUCAGUGAUGCUCUGCCCUUAACUGCAUGAUUUGCAGCACCUGCUGUGGUCAGGUGUUUGACUAGUUGCGAUUAGGCUCAGAUUUCGAGCACUCACCUUUAAACAUACUUUCUAAGAGCAGUGCUCGGCUUUUGUGGCACACUGCUGAGAUCAUUUGCCUUGUGGGCAGCGCUCUUUUUUUCCUUUUGUUCCAAUGGCGUGUAGAAACAGCAGGGGCAGUAAGGUUUUACUCAGUUUAGGAAUUUUUAUGUUUGCAACUUCACUUUGCCAUUGCACAGCACUGACAAGACUUAAGGCACUAGAUAAACCAGGAAGAGACUUAAUGCGAAGUCAGACCAAAAGAACAAGUCGACACCAUGGAAGACUCUUAAUUGGGCAUGACCCACUGAAAGGUGCUAAACUCAAUGAAACCAAGACACAAAAGGACAUUCUGGGUGUUGAAACGGACUACCAAGCAGACAUGGGUAUGUAAGGUGACAUUUAAAACUAAACAAUAUAAAACUUAAGUUCCAUGCAUGUUUGGUGCAUCAGUUUGAUCUUUUAUGUCUGCAACUUACUCUCUGUGCAUCAUUCUUAGAGAGUUCGAUAGAGCCUGUUUUACCUUCCUCCAAACCUUAUUUUUAAAAGCUUGGGGAGACCCUAGUGGACAGGAUCUGGGGCCAAAGCCAGACAUCGGAGCAGUACAACGACUGCUUAAAAUGGAGCCGAAGGUGGAAUGUACAGGAGACUCCAUGAAGCUUCUUGUUCAAGAUGCUGCUUCUAUGCCCGCAUCUCUCUUCUUUGUGGACAGGGGUAUGCUGUAAGUUUAAAAUGGAAUCAUGAAAGAGUAAUUUGAUGUAAAUACUUUUGACAUUCCUCAACGUAACUCCUUAGGACGCGACUUGUCUCCCUUGCCUCUGUCCAAGCUGCCUAAAAGCUGUGGUUACACCAUCAGAUCAACACGAACAGACUUGAUCUUAGUUGCACCGUACGAUGGUUGCUUUGUUACUAUAGAGGUGAGGCACCCUGUUCUGAAAGCACAGCAUAUUUAAACCAUGUACACACUGUGAUGUUCUUUUUCGUUUCUGGCUACAGGAGGACAGCUACGUUCUCCCUUUGCGUUGGUGGGGGUUACCCGUGAGGAUGUCAUGUCCUUUGAUGAAACAGUCCUCAACGAACCCUCCAAUGGUCACCUGCCAUAAUGAGGGCAUGGUCGUGAAAACGGAUUGGACCAGCUCCACUUCAAAAAUGAAAGUAAAUCUGAAUGAUGGCUGGGAGCCGCUGAUGAAGGCCUCACUAAGAUGUGGGUUUGGCCUAGUUGUACAUCCUGAAGGUGUGGUCAUCUCAGUUCAAUAUACACCCUGCUUGGAGAAAAAGGUACACUAUGCAUAUUUGAUUGGAACUUUAUAUUUUUUUAAAUAUUGUGUAAUCCAUUGCAUUUCUGUUCAGGAUGGAUUUUACACUCUUGGCCUGUCUGGAGAUGGGGAAACACAAAUUUCGUGUCCAUCGCUGUUUGUAGCUCAACCGGAAUCUCCCAUAAACCCAGCAACAGUUCCAAUACUGCAAACCACUCUCACUCCAAAUCCUGCAAAGUUCACUUCCCCUCAGGUUCCAAGUUUUAAUUGGAACCCAAAGAUUCCAAACUGGAAUCCUAAUCAGGGGCCAAAGGAUAUCAAUCAACCUCUGUUACCUUACUAUCCGAGUUUCUUCUACCAGUAUCCUGCAAUCCCAGAUGUUGUUUCUACAGUACAGUCCCCAAAAUCAUUACCUCCAGUGAAGAAAACUACCAAGAACCAAAGGCUGCAUUUCUUUGUUCCACUUUAUCCUCAAGCCCCUACAUCACAACCUACCCCAACACAGCCAUCAACGACCAAACCACCACUAGGUAAUUUGGACGACCACUUUCUUCCAAAUCCGUUUAACCUCCCAGCUUGGCAGCCUCAAAAACCUGUGGGACAAUCUGGAAGCCAGCCCAAGAGCCCAGAACAAAGACCCCUGUAUCCACUCAUUUUUCACUCUCAGCCAUCACAGCCACAACCAUCUGGAGCUCCCCCUGUAGAACCACCUUCUUAUACACUGUAUCCUGAAACAUUACCAAAAAAACCAAGGCCACGACAACCCACAGUUCCAGUGAAGCCUCAGGCACAAACGGGUGCACCACAGCCUGAAGCUCCUCCAGGUCCAGUAUACCAGCCAUUCUACCACUAUGCCUACCAUUCCCAAUCACAGCCAGCUAUGAAUCCCACUGCUGCACCUCAGUCACCAGGGCCUGAAACCCCUCAGGGCUCAGUAUACCAACCGUUCUUCUACUAUCCCUCCUACCCCCACCCAAAGCCUGGAAAUCCACCAGCUUCGAAGGAACCUCCUGGUCCACAGUCACCAAAGAUUGAAGCCCCUCAGGGUCAAGUACACCAACCAAUGUACUUCCACCCUCAGCCAAAGCCUGACUAUCAGCCAGUCAAGAAUCCAACUGUUGCUCCACAGCCAGGAACUGAAACUCCUCCAGGACAAGGCCAGAAACCUUGUCCAGCAGCCCAGAUUCCAGGAAUAAAUAAUAAAGCUCCUGUGGAAAAGCCAGGCGAAAACAGGAAGCCUCAAAAGGGUGAAAUGCAUCAACCUUUUAACUUGUUCUACUACCCACAGCAGCCCCAGCCUUUUCUGAUGCCUCCUUAUGGGAGUGUGCAGCACCAGGUUGCUCAUCCAGCCAGUGAUCUGAGAUUUUCAGGAGCUGCCAUUCCUAGUAAUGUUGGUGAUAUCCAGCAAGGGGCUCAGCUCAGCCCUCUAUACAUGCAACCAUACUGCUCCCUGUUUUGCCCACCAGGAAUAUCUAAUUGCUGUCCACAAAUUGUUUUUCAUCAACAUCUCCAUGUUGUUCCUACUGGGCAGAGCAGUAAGGAUGCACCUUCAUGGUAUCCAGGUCUGUCAUAUCUUCCUUCAGUGGCAUUUUCAGAAUUUGGGAAUGGCUUGAGUUCUGUUCCUUCUCCUGAAAAGCCUGCUGAAGCUACAACAACGCAAGCUGCCACAGGUUCCACAUCCCCAUCCAUUUCACCUCAGUCGCUUCCACCCAGAAUUAUAGAGCAACCCUAUCUCCAGCCACCAGAUGGCAACCCUGCUGCACUACCUGGAAGAAAACCCAGUAUAGAGGCAAAUCCUAUCCUACCAGUUCACCCUCAUUUUGCAUCUAACCCCCUAUAUCCCCAUAGGCCAAAUAUGCUGGAAAUCGAGAGGCUGCAGAAUUUGCUACAAAGCGUGCCGUCAGCUCACUCCAAUGACAACUCUAAAGCUCCAACUUCUGGUCAGGAACCAGUAAAUCCUGUGGUGCAUUAUGAGCCAUUUAUUCAGUCACCAACAAAGCAAAUCAGUCAGCUAAUGUCAGCUGGGAAUAUGAAUAAUCCCCAAUGGCCUUUUAUCGGCAAAUAUCUACCGCUGCACUAUAGACCAAAGCCACCCAAUCUACCUAAAGCCACUGACUGGCUGACAUAUCACAAAAAAUCCAGUAAUGCUAAAGGCUCAGCACGUGUUAACAUCCACCGUGAACGUGACCGUUAUCUGGUUCCUUACUCCAUGGUUCAAGAUGCUUCAGUACCCAUUCAUAACAAAUCUGUGGUGCCAAACUCAGAACCAGAGACCCUUGUAAAUGACCUGGACAACUCCACCAAACAAGGACAGACUCUGAACCCUGAUUCUGAACAGAAAAGCUAUUUGCUGCUACAGCAUGGCCCACCAGGCAAGGAGCUCAACAGUUUCAGUGAUUCUGUAAUGCCGUUCAGAGACCUGCUAUAUGGAACAUACUCUGUUGCACAGGAACCUGCAAGCGAUCACAGUAGUAAACCCCAGAAUGCUCAGAAUUUUGGGCUCCCGCAGGAAAACACCCAGCAUCUUAAAUGGCCAGAAGAAGGGACGUUUGAUGCCUUACUUGGUCAUGACAACUAUGAGCAAAGGUCUGGUGAUCAGUCAGGUUGGCCAACAUUAUCUCCUGCCUCUAAUGGCCUUCAGUUUGGGUUUAUGCCCCAUGAGCCAUCUUUCAGUGCAGCACAUUUAAAUCCUAAAAUCCCUGAGUCGUUCGAAGAUCCCUGGAAACCGUUGACGCCUCGAGACUCCAUCCAAAGGUUUCCACCUCAGGUUCCUGGAAAUAUGUUUCAACACUGGAGCUUCGUAGCUGACCAACAAGGAAAUGGUAUGUUGUUAAAGUUUUAAAACUUCUUAACCCAAUCUCCUGUAAUAAUAUGUGUGUCUUUUCCAGGACCAAAGCAUUCCCUCCUGAGAGAACAUGAAAAUCAGAAGCAGAAAUGAGUUGACUUCAAUGUGAAUAAAUGAUUGAAACAGGCUCAUCAAGCUUUUAAAUUUUUUAUUUUUUACCUAAUUUAUCAAGCUUAUUUGAGAGUUCUUAGGUGUGGGAUUGGGAAAUAUUUGGAAAGUGGAUGUAAGAGCAGGAUGAGUCCUCUGUGGGCGUUCAAGGACAGUUUCUCUUUUUUUUAUUCUUUGACUAUUUUCUAAUCUGUCCAUUUGUGUUAUUUGUUGGCAUUUCUCGAGUCAGAGGGUGCAUUGGCUUGUUGGACGUAUUUGUCUUUAUUUUGCCUCUCCAUGAACUGAUACUUCCUGAACAUUGACCCAUUCAUGUCAAUAUUUACUAUUUACGCUGUGUGCAAGGUUCCACUGUUGCAAUUUUUGUUCUAAGCUGUACUUUAACAGCUGGACAAGAUUUGUUUCAUCACCUUGAAUGGCAAAUGAAAUUGUGGAUUAUCUUUUUUUGAUUAUCUGCCAGAUUAUAUGGGGUUUAGAAACAUGUAGACUGCCCCAAAAUGUCUGACUUUUGGAUACAAGAAUCCCAGUCUAGAAUCAUUUAAAUCAUGUUUAACAUAUUGAACUGUCUUAAACAUGGAGCUAAAUGAAGCAAAACGUGAGUAACAAUUAUUUGCUAUGUCUGUAUCACAAAUGUCAAUGGAUUUACCGGAGUGUCAUUGGCAUGAGUCGACACGAUCUGCAAACUCCACUUUUGCAAUCACUCUUAACAGAUGUAGCACGGAAUGAUUAAUGAUUAAUGAAUGAUUAAAUACAAUGCGUUUAUAGAGACCACAGUGAUAGUGAUUAUCCGUGUGUCCUCAUUAACCCUGGAAAAGGCCUUGGAUAUCUCCCUGUCUCUCAUUGACUGCUACUGUUAAAUGUAAUAAUACAUUUUAUAGGAGGCAUAAUGGAGCAAUAUGUUAAAAAAAAACACAAGUUUGGACUUGAGAGAUUUAUUUCACAGGAUAAAAUGCACUUUUUAAAAGAAAUUUCUGAAGUUGUCUGUGAUGUUACAAUUGCAAACAAUGAAUUAUUCCAUGUUUGAUAAUGUAUUGAUGUUACAUCUUACCACAGCACACCUUUAUGUGUCAAUUAAAAUUGUUAGUACCAGUGUCGUUGAAGAAGACAACCGUAAAGAGUCUGUGGGACCUGAACACUUAAAAAAAUCUGACUUUUCCUGGGCAGACUGGCACAGCAGCAGCGGGAUCUGCCUGCGCUGUAGGUUCAGCAGCCACUAAUCUCUUAAACCGAAUAGGGCUCUCCCUACUGAUUGAGGCAUCUGAAGCUGAGCCAGGAUCUGCCUCCGCUGCAGGACCAUGGACCAGAGCAGCUGCAGGUUCAUCAGCUGCUUCUCUCUUAA
Acanthochromis polyacanthus (spiny chromis) is the source of this 8155-nucleotide messenger RNA. RefSeq names its product adhesive plaque matrix protein-like. Lineage: Eukaryota; Metazoa; Chordata; Actinopteri; Pomacentridae. The record is from RefSeq and is a predicted model, not a curated record. Bases 3655 to 6708 code for a protein of 1017 amino acids. The transcript is spliced from 2 exons.